UGCAAAUGAAUUGGGAUUUUGAGAAACAAUUUGUUUUGAUUUCCCUAUAAAUGACUCAUUAAUUCAUACUUUUAUUAUACAUUCAAUUCAUUGAACACUCGUUUCAGUGAUUAUUCAUUGCUUUUAAUCAUAUGUGAUGUCAACCAAAGAGUGGUAACCAUUAGACCAAUUGAUUUGGACGUCAAUCAAUCAAAGUGACAGUUGAGGCGAUAAUAUCAUUGCACUCGCGGUUGGCAAGUGUUGGAAGUGGUGACCGACGAUGACUGUGGACCACAACUUGGCUCAUGACAUGCCAUCGGCGAUGAGUGACUUGAUAUCACUCAUCGAGAAUGAGAUCCCCGACGGCCGACAGAACCUCAUAGACUCCAACUCUAAUCUCGACAAAGUGGCCGAUUAUUGCGAGACCAACUACUUCCAGUCGGACAAUAAGAGGUCUGCUUUGGAGGAGACGAAGAACUACACGACCCAAUCGCUGGCAUCGGUGGCCUAUCAGGUGAACACAUUGGCCUACAAUUUGCUUCAUAUGUUGGACUUACAGACCUCACAAAUGGCUGAAAUGGAGUCCCAAAUCAAUCACAUCUCGCAGACGGUGUGCAUCCACAAGGAAAAGGUGGCGCGAAGAGAGAUCGGCAUUCUCACCAACAAUAAGACGACUGUCCGACAGCACAAGAUCUUAGUGCCGGCAAACCCGGAGCGGCCGAUCAAAUACAUACGAAAGCCAAUCGACUACUCGGUGCUCGACGACAUCGGACACGGAGUGAAAAUCACGGCAACGAAUGCCCCGCGAAGUAAGUCCCACACCAUGAAGAACGGCUCGAGCACUCUGAUGAUGAGCAGUGGGGGUCCGGCGCCCACCACCAAACCCCCGACGCCCCCACAAAUGCGAAGCGUUGGCAGUCUGUCGCGCGGCAACAAAGAGUACAGAACGCCGGCCCCACCCAUAGCGCCCCCACAGGUGCCCAGCAAUUACGCGCCCAACUAUCCCAUCGGACACCCGAAGGCUCUCGACUCGAAUAGGAGAGGAUCCGGGUAUUCGACACUUCCAUUAGGUUUGGGACAUCAGAGCGGAAUCAUAUCGAAUGUUAUGCAACAAAUGGGAGGACAGGCGACCCUUCAGUCACAUUACGGACAAUCGAUGCACGGGUCGCAGGGUAUGCCACAGUCGCAGCCCAUAGGUAUGGUGCACCCAAUUACCCAUCCGGCACACCAUCACCAUAACAGUGCUUCGGCUAACUUUGUAGUCCCGCCGUCACCAACACCACCACCUCCUCCGCCUCCUGCUCUCCAUGAAAUGCCAGUUCUCUCACCCAUUAGUGACUCAUUGCCAGACCCGCCGCCGAUGCACUUACAGCACAACCAACACAACGAUCACUUUGAGAGGCACUCCAACGCUUCUCCACCUCUUCCUCCUCCGCCACCCAUUCAUGAGGACAGCCAUCACAUGAAUCUCUAUAAUAUGGAGCAAAUUGUUCACAACACGAGUGGUUCUUAUAGGGAUCGACACCAGGACUCGGAAUGGGUUCCAAACAAUUAUUUAGAAAAAGUGAUUGCGAUCUAUGACUAUAACGCCGAUAAGGACGACGAGCUCUCAUUCUCUGAGAAUUCUGUCAUUUAUGUGAUCCGCAAGAAUGACGACGGAUGGUAUGAGGGGGUGAUGGACGGCAUUACCGGUCUAUUUCCCGGCAAUUAUGUUGAGCCAUGCAUUUGAAUCACUUAUUAUUUAAUAUAUAAUAUAUAUUUCUUUGAUUAUUUUACUUAUUUUUGUUUCACUUUAUUUUAUGAACUCUAUUAUUAGCUUUUAGGAAAUUCUUAAAUAUUUUUAUUAUUUAUUAAUCUUUUCGAAAACAUCGUUAACUUCUCU
Messenger RNA from Oppiella nova, 1861 nucleotides. NCBI's taxonomy places the organism in Eukaryota, Metazoa, Arthropoda, Arachnida, Sarcoptiformes, Oppiidae. The record is from the annotation of a GenBank genome assembly.